CUACAGACACAUGCGCUUAGAGCUGCGUGUCGAGCCGCCGCAACUUGCCCUCUCUACAUACGGCGCUCUGCGUGUGUUGCCGGCGCUGGCGUGGCCGAGUCUCUGGUUCAGCGAUUGUCUGGGUGUCCGGUCGCAACAUUCCCAAUACAAUCCCCGCCGACUUCUCCACCACCAUCGUUCUCCUACCAAACCACCCCCUACACUCGUUCACCCUCGACCGCGCCAACCGUCGCCUCGAAGCAGGACAUGCCCAUGCCCGACUGCUCCUUCGCCCGUCUCUCAGCUUUUAGUGCCGCUGCUCCAUAGCCGCGCAUCUGUCUGAGACGCCAAACCGACGAGUACCUCGCACCUCCGAGGCCCUAGCCCACCCACCUCCGCACACACAACCACCAUGAGACGAAUCUCAUCCUUCAAGGAGCAGUACAGGCGAGCUUCGGCGCGCGCCCCUACCCCUCCGCCGCCCGUCUACGAGCCGCUGUCGCCCAUCCUGCCGCCGACAGAGCCCUCGACAGCGCACCCCGCCGGCAAUGCGAAUAUCCCAACCGCGUCGCUAUCAAGCACAAGGCAUAUCAAUGACGCUCUGAAAAAUGCAUCUGCUCUCGGAGAAGGCGCGCGCGCGUCUGCGGAGCACCCAUCGCCGGUGGUGACGUGUGGGCACUCGGCGCGCUCCGCACCUCCUCCGCCGCAGUAUUCUCUGGCGCAGGCAUCGCCCAUUGAGGCCCUCGCGGAUGUCGCUGUGACACGCCAGCAUGCCAUUCCGCAAUAUGUUGGGUAUUCGCGCCAUGCUUCAUUCUCGGCCGCCUCGCCCACGACCGUCCCUUACCUGACCGGCGAACGCGCCCCAGCACACGCUCUGUCCAGAGACGCUUCAUAUCCUUUCGACGAGCGGCCUGCGAAGAGAGCGCGCUCCGAAGUCUAUGGGUCUCCCCAGUAUGGACAGUCUCAGUCGAGACCCGCUACGAGUCAUAACCCGGGCUGGUCCUACAACGUCGAGCAGAUGGCAGAUGGCGGCAGUCGCAUGCACCAAAACAGUAGCGUACCAGACGACCGCCUUGUUGAAGCUCAGCUGUUGCUGGACUUCUUCAAAGUUUCCACACAAACUGCGCAUUCCCCGCCCUCGACAGCAAAGCGGUUGACCAUUCCACAAACAGCGCCGGCUGAACAACCUCCACACCAGAUAAAUCACAAGCAAGAGCCUGCAAAUCCUUACGUCGCGCCACCACCGCCGCCGCCGCCGAACCACUACAGCCAGCCUACGCAGGCACCCGUUGACAUGAAACACCCUUUAGAGGCACCCUCCGAUGUGGCCCAGACCACCUCGGCUGCGCAAACACAUACACCGCCUGACGAAGCUCUCAUCGUGGUUACACAGCCUGAGGUCGAGAUGCAAGAUGUCGUUCCCGCAGAAGAGCCAAAGGCAAAAAAGGCCCAGAGCUUGCCCAAAGGGAAAGGGCGCGCAUCUCGUAGCACACCCUCAGCAAGUAGCAAACGGAAGAAGUCGACGCCCAAACCGAAGAACGCGACGUCUACAAGUACUUCUGGAGCCCCAGACCAACUCCAGUCGCCACUGAGUCUGCCUGCCGAUCAGUCUGCUACCGUCGCAGCGGACGGCUCUGUGCCUACCGUAUCUCAGGCUGAACCAGCACAAACCUCGCCCUCACAAGCCCGUCGCCAUUCCUUCUCGACGUCGGCGCCAGCACUGCCAGACGGCCCGCCUCUAUCGAACUACUCGCGUGCGAAAUCGCUACCUCUCGGUACGCAGACAGCCGUCCCAACUCCUGUUGAUGCAGUCGCUCAGCUCGCACCCGCUCCGGUCGAACCAGAACUCAUAUGCGCCCACUGCAAAUCGUCCGAAUCACCCAUCAAAAUCGGCGACGGCGAGCAAUGGAUCGGCUGCGAUGGCUGCAAAGAAUGGUAUCACUACCCUUGCGCUGGUUUCAACAGCGAACGGGAGGUACGGGAGGUAAACAAAUUCUACUGCGAACCGUGUAGACCCAAGUUUGGUGAAACAACGAAGGUUCGUAAAUCCGUCAGAGCCCACACAACUGUUGACUACGCCGGUCUAAACGAGGGUGUUCUCAAAACAUCUGACGACAAUCCGGAACAUCACUACAUCGCAGCUUUCAAGAAUGGCGACAUCGAGUUCACGCCGGAGACGUUUGCGCGCAUGCCGGCGCAACUCAUCACUGGUGACUUUCUCGAGAAGAUGAAUGGAUUCAAGGAGCCCAUUGUUAUCCCUGGCGACAUGAACACUUCGCCGGCGACAACAGAGGAGGAUGUUGCUAUGGAAGACAUCGAUGGGCAGGCAGAUGGGCCAAAACUGCAAUACGAGUACGAGACAGUCGCCGAUGACGGUCAGGACAGCCUUGACAUGGUCAUACCUAAGGGUUUGACCGUUCGCCGUGUAGCGGAACUGUACGGUCCAAAUGAACCUGUCCCUGUAAUUGAUGUCAAAGCACAAGAAGGCGAAGGCAAGAAGUGGACUAUGGGAAAGUGGGCAGACUACUACGAGCAACAAGGAGAAAAGCCCGUGCGGAACGUCAUCAGUCUGGAGGUAUCUCGAAGUAAGCUGGGAAAGCUGAUCAGACGACCCAAGGCUGUUCGAGACAUGGAUCUACAGGACGCCGUGUGGCGAGAAGAUGACAAGUCUGCGCCGCCACCAGUGCAGUUUUACUGUCUGAUGUCUGUCGCGGACUGCUUCACCGAUUUCCACAUCGACUUUGGUGGUUCAUCCGUGUACUACCACAUCGUGAAAGGAAAGAAGGUCUUCUUCUUUAUCCCACCAACAAAGCAAAACCUCAAAAAGUACGAAGAAUGGUGUCUCUCACCGAAUCAAGGGCACGACUGGCUUGGCAAACAAGUCAAAGAAUGUUACCGAGUGGAUCUGUAUCCUGGAGAUACCAUGUUGAUUCCUUCCGGUUGGAUCCACGCGGUCUGGACUCCCGAGGACAGCCUCGUCAUUGGAGGCAACUUCCUUACACGCAUACAUUACGGUAUGCAGAUAAAGAUCUUGGAGAUCGAGAAGAACACCAAGGUGGCUACUCAGUUCCGAUAUCCCUUUUUCCAGAAGAUAAUGUGGUUGACCGCCAUCAAAUAUCUGGAAGAGGACCCUAUUCCCGGUCCAGUCCAAGAGCUCCUACAAAGCGGCGAGCAGUUUAAGCGGUCGACACCUAUCUACUGCGAGCCGGAAAAGUUUGGUCACAACUCACACCUUGGCGCACAAAACUACAACAAACGAUACUACUCCAAGCACGAACUGGAAGGGCUGAGCGAUCUGUUGAACUACAUUUGGAGAACAGUCCUAAUCACCGAGGGAAAGAUUGAUGUGCCACAAAAAACCCGAAGUGCUGUCAAUAAAUCGAUCCCUAAGGGCCAUGGCGAGCCGCUCGUGCUAGCGCGACGCUUUGCGAUGUGGAUUGCAUGGAAGCGUGGGAACGAGACUAUACCAUCUUGGGCUUUCUCCGAUGCUGUCCUGCCCGAAGUAAUGGAGACCACUGAAAAGAAGCUGAGUGCUGCUCAAGUGAAAAGGCUGGAGCGCGAGACGCUCCAUGAAGCCUUACGAGCAACGGCAGAGAGGUCUUCGGCCCGUAUAAAGGCCUCUGACGUCAUCCCCGAGCCUUCACCCCCAGUAGAGGUGGAGAAUUACAACCACUUCGAUAUGGUCUCUGUCACUUCCGGUCCACUGACUGGUUUUCUGCGACCAUCGGCAAGCAACCCGCACAUUACGACACCGAAAACAUCUCAGCUUGGCCCGAAACGUGUUGCAUGCGAUGCGUGUAGGAAACGCCGAAUCAGAUGCAAACAUAAAGAUGAGCUGAUCGACACAUCGAAGCCGGGCAUGCACACCAUCGACCUUUCUGGGUCAUAUGGCAUAUCUGUCAAACGUAGGCUUAGUGAUCACUCCGUGGCAGAUAGUUUAUCGAAUGCCGCCAAUGGGCCAGUGAACGGCGGCCCAAUCAUGGCUGACGUGAACGGCGACCCUUAUGCCCUCAAAUCUGGCAGAGUCAAGGCGUGUGCUGAUUGUAGGAAGAGCAAGCGUCGCUGCAUACAUGACGAAUACGGCAACGUUGAUCCUGUCAAGGCCAACGAGAUUCCCAUUCCACGUGGUUCUGCGUCAAAGAAACGAAGGGUCAGCGACGAAGACACAGAAUCAAGAGCGAAACGGAUGAGACACGAGUCUUCAUACGAUGACGAAUAUCUGCAUGGAGACAUACACACACGACAUUCACUGCCAAAUCAAUUUAGCAGUGGUUCGUCGUUUCUCCAGGAGAUGGCCUACUCCGCCCAGCAAGCGUUGGACCAAAGCCCCGAAAAUGAUGAUCUCGCGCCUGUUGACCCUGCCCUCCAAGCGUAUACCAAUGGCGACUACAAUCAUGUGGAUAUGACCAACUCGUAUCACACGAAUGGCGAUACCGUCAUGUCAUCAGUCGAGUAUCAACCGAUCGACCCGAUGCUUAUGGACGGAAUGGAGCUCACAGGACAUAACGGAGAAGUACACGGUCCCAGCGUAGAGCCGCUCACACCGGGUCCGCCGCCUCACAACGACACCUCACAGACGCAUACAAACGGUUACGUCUCGAAGCCUGGACCAGAAAAUCACGCCGUCCGCCACCCAUCAUCACCGGUCUCGCCCAGACACGUCUCCGCAGCAUCUCCUCCAAUAAAUACCAACAACAGCAACCACCAUACCUACAGUCCCUACAUAACCUCCCCCGCUACAAACAACUACAACAACUUUACCACAAACUCUGAUUUCCCUCCCCCACCCAUCACACCCACGCUCAACAGCUCUUACAAAGCUCGUACACAACAGUCGUCAGGCCGCAAACCUAGCCACACGCCCUCGCGCGCUGGUCGCAACAGUAAGACGCCUAAAUCAACGCCUAGCAAGCGGCGAGACAACGGGACUGGCGGGAUCAAGCUCGAACAUGGUAUAAGCAUGGGCACGGGCAUGGGCAUCAGUGUGGGCAUGAAUGGAGGUAUGGACAUGGGCAACAUGCUCAACAUGAUUGACCCAAAUCUUGAUCAAGCGAGCUUCGAUCUCAUCAAGCAACUGCAGCAAGAGGAUUUGGGGUUGAGAAGACGAAGUCGUUGACCCUUCCGUCUCUUUGUCUUGCACGCCACUAUCACCAAAGGUCUUUCUCUCCUUUCGUUUUUCCUUUCCUCUCGUUCUUUGAGUUUUCACAAUUUCGACUUUCCUUGUUCUGCAUUGAUUUGGGACACCGGCGUUUACAACAUAUCUCUGUAACGGGAUGAAUGGAUUUGCGCGGCGUCUUUGCUUAUACCCCAACUACUUGACACUGGGAUAGUGUAUAUUGCAACCUUUCUUUUCUUUUUCUUUUCCAGUCACAAGGAGGGGAAGGAGGCGUUUGUCAGCCAGCGUGGACUGUGCUUUCUUAUUGUUAGCGGCAGGCGGGAUGCAUGUAUGGUAUCAUAGAUGAUUGGAACUAAUCGACCUAUCAUGGAAAUGGAAACAUGUUCGAAC
This is a messenger RNA of Alternaria alternata, 5485 nucleotides long. RefSeq lists its product as hypothetical. The transcript has 2 exons. Bases 392 to 5095 code for a protein of 1567 amino acids. The record is from RefSeq and is a predicted model, not a curated record. Gene Ontology annotation, molecular function: transcription coregulator activity; histone demethylase activity; DNA-binding transcription factor activity, RNA polymerase II-specific. Lineage: Eukaryota; Fungi; Ascomycota; Dothideomycetes; Pleosporales; Pleosporaceae. Gene Ontology annotation, biological process: protein demethylation; regulation of transcription by RNA polymerase II.